AUGAUCCCAACAGCGGCGCUUAUAGUCCUUGCUAUCGUGGGGGUAAUCUGCACCGUCACGAUGAUGAUUGCAAUCUGGCACUCGGUCUCGAGCAGCCUGAAUCCUCCAGAACCGAGAAACGAUGAGGAGCAAAAGGUUGAACUUUCCUCAAACGAGAGCACCGCUCGUCUGACAAUUGUUACUCAAGCACGUUCACAAGCACCUGAAGCCGAAUCUCCUCCACCGCUUGCGGCAGGAGAGAUUCACCCAAGAUCAACGAUCCCCUCGACCAAGAGUCCAAAAAAGACAGAUAGCAUGAACGAAAUUAUCGAUAUUUACAGCAGUAGAGGAAACAACGGUGCUGCCCCUGCAAAAUUGGCACCACCCAGGAGUACGACAUUUGCAGAGGCUAAAUCCAAAUGGGCAUAUUUUGGACUAGUUGAAGAUCAAUAUGCACUUUGA
Molecule: messenger RNA, 441 nt
Organism: Exophiala aquamarina CBS 119918
Lineage: Eukaryota; Fungi; Ascomycota; Eurotiomycetes; Chaetothyriales; Herpotrichiellaceae
Exons: 1
Coding region: 1-441 (146 amino acids)
Source: RefSeq, a predicted model, not a curated record